CGUGAGUUUAGCAGACUACUACAGUACCGUACAAGCGUGUAGUACUACUUCCUAGUGCUUGUGCGCCUUGAUCUACCAGGCCUGGAUUCGAUCGGAGGCGAUGGCGAACGCCGGGCUGCGCGCCUACCGGGAGGUGCUGCGGCUGGUGCGGCGGCUGCCUGCCGACGCGCGGCCCUACUACGCGAAGUACGCCCGCGAGAAUUUCGUCAACUACCGCCACCUAUCCGCCGACGACGACCUCGCCGGCCUCCUCCGCCGCGCCCAUGCCCACUCCUCCUGGGUCCUCUCCAAGUACUCCAUCGACGCCGCGGAGGCGGCAGGGCGGCUCAAGGAGAUCUGCGGCGAGCGCGGUCCCGAGUGAGGGAAGACCGUGGCAGCAGCCCGCGGCGCGGUGGUGCGUGCACGCAAGGUGUUCGGCUAUAUGCCUCUGUACUGGUUUUUAAGUUCCCUGCCCGAACAGGGUGAUGUGCCCUGUUCUACCUCUACUGUGUUGUUUUAGAGCUGGGCGCUUCCAUGUUUCCAAAUGUUCUACAGUAGUGGAAAAUAAGAUCAACAUUCUGCUUC
Molecule: messenger RNA, 564 nt
Organism: Triticum urartu
Lineage: Eukaryota; Viridiplantae; Streptophyta; Magnoliopsida; Poales; Poaceae
Product: complex 1 protein, LYR family protein
Source: RefSeq, a predicted model, not a curated record